Messenger RNA from Didymodactylos carnosus, 1922 nucleotides. The record is from the annotation of a GenBank genome assembly. NCBI's taxonomy places the organism in Eukaryota, Metazoa, Rotifera, Eurotatoria, Philodinida, Philodinidae.
CGUAAGAAUUUUGUCGCUUGGGGUUAAGCGUGAAUAUUAUUCACGAAAUGGGUUGCGUGAAAAACUGACGUGCGAAUAAAUGUGAAGAUAUUUUUCACAAUGAAAUUAGUGGGAAACAUUUUCACGCUUGUCCGCAAGUGAUAUUCUUUCACGGAAAUUUUAACGUGAGAAAUUCACGUGCGGCCACUACACACUUCACGACUUUCACCUGUGAUCACGUGCAAAAAAUAUGACGCGGAUCGUUUUCGUGACCAGUUCACCCGUUGUCACAAGUGGAAUAUAUUUUUCACACGUGCUCACACACCAUUUUACGAUGUUCACGUGCGACGACAAUUCAUUUCACGCGUGUGCACACCGCGGUACCUACUAAACUUUCCCCAUGGGUAUAGUCACUAUGGUUCUUUCUUUGACAUGUGAAUAUACGACAGAAUUAAGAAAUGUCACCGUGUCGGCGUAUUCAGCUGCUUUCCUCACAGACAUUUUCGGAGUGGGAUAAUGUUCGAGUGUUAUUCGGUACUGAUUCUCUGCAGGAUCAGUCUUACUUUCUUUUACUGUAAACAGUGUAAACGGCAGUACAAGUUAUGUUGCUGAGCGUUUCAGUCACAUCCGCGCCGUAGAGCGGAUGUUCAGUCACAGCGAAUUUUUAAUGAGACCACAAAGGACCUCUCUAACAGAAACAAUGUUGUCAAAACUGACAUGUUUGAAAUGUAAUUUUCAUUGGUUACUUUGAAGAAGUUUCAAUUCUAUGUGUUAUUGCUGUUGAUUUUUAAUACUUUGCGCGGAUAAUAAAAGAAAAGAACCAAGCGGAGUUGAAACGGAGUUGGAGUUGAACUUCGGCGGAGUUGCCCAGCCCUGAAAACAGUUAUGUAUAUUAUAUGUGAAAUUAUAUGAACGAUAAUAUUAAUAAUUAUCUUGUCUUAUUCAUCUACGUAUGUGCAGCACAUAUUUUUGUCUCUUUCGUGUCUGCUAUUCAGCAGCGAAUUGUUGAUCAUUUCAUAAUAUUCUCGAGAAUGAAAAAAGUAACGUUAGUUGUUGAAUUGUUAAUAACGUAGAAGGACAAGGCAUGAAUCAUGAAAUCGUUAUUAUGCAAGAAUCAAUCUUAGUUAUAUGGCCUCUUCCAAAAGCAACACUGAGACUACGUUUACUUCUACCGUUUCUAUUCAUUAUAACCGGUUUCGGUUAACUGUGACUGGUGUAUGCUUAAUAUCAGCUCCCUAGAGUCGUUUUUGCACCUUUUUAACUGUCUGCCUUCCUUUCUUUAUAGGUAACCUAUCGGACGGUAGCUGUCUCUUAGUCAGUUCGUUUGGUGAUCCUCUGAGACAAGGCGAUAAAUUUGGUAUUCUACUCAAUUUAACUCAGAGUGAAAUGAAAGUUAUUUCUUCCUGAACGACAAACCAUUGGGUUUAGCAUUUCAUCUGCAAGCACCAUAUCCGAAGCCUCUGUUUCCAGUCGUCGGUUUUACAUACAGUGGUAAAGCUACUAUCACUCGUUCACAACAAAUUCCAACUUCGCUCGAUCGUCAGGCAGCACAGUUCACCGGUAUUGAAGGACAUUGGAAAUUGGUUGACUAUCCACGACAUAGCGAUUGCACUGGCUUUAAAUUUCAUCUGAUUAAACAGGAGGCACAUACUUUUAGCCUUUCAACAAGUGUUAUUAAUCAUCUCAGCUGUACACUUCACUAUGAUCCGUCAACGAAUAAAUGGCAUCACCAAGACGCUAUAAGUACAAUGAUGGGAGGUGAUUCGGAAUCGAUGCGAAAAGAAGGUAUUAUUAAUCAUUUGAUCGCUCAUAUACAAACUAUUGAAUCUCAAGGUCAAAAAUUGGUUAUUAUAUCAACUGAUGGGGAUAAAGUUGUACUGGAACGUUAUACGCCUGAUGCACCGCAGGCACAUACGAAAAAUGUUUUCUCAAAUGAAGAUUGA